Messenger RNA from Zingiber officinale, 1044 nucleotides. RefSeq names its product proteasome subunit beta type-6-like. The record is from RefSeq and is a predicted model, not a curated record. Gene Ontology annotation, cellular component: proteasome core complex. Gene Ontology annotation, molecular function: threonine-type endopeptidase activity. NCBI's taxonomy places the organism in Eukaryota, Viridiplantae, Streptophyta, Magnoliopsida, Zingiberales, Zingiberaceae. The coding region runs from base 1 to 1044 and encodes 347 amino acids. The transcript is spliced from 7 exons.
AUGGAUCUCAAUGCUCCCCACGGAACUACGAUCGUCGGCGUUACCUACGACGGCGUCGUCGUCCUUGGUGCGGAUUCCAGGGUGACUUUAGAAAUGGGUGUCACAAUUGAUUCGAUGACGAACAAGAUCAUCCAGCUAACGGAUAAAAUUUAUAUUUGUCGUUCAGGACCGGCUGCUGCUUCUGAGGUUCUCUCAGAUUAUGUUAGAAACAUAUGCUUGAUCAACAAGAGUGAAAUUCAAUUUGGGCAACCUGCAAAGGUCAAAGAUGCGGCUAAUUUAGUUAGAUUAUUUUCUUAUAAAAAUAAGAACAUGAGACAAAUGGGUGUGAUUGUUGGUGGAUGGGAUAAGUACGAAGGAGGCCAAAUAUUUGCAGUACCACCGGGAGGGGCCAUUUUGAAACUGCCUUUUGCAAUUGAGGGAUCCGGCUCACGCCACAUUAGAGAUUUUGUUGACAUGACAUGGAGAGAAGGGAUGGGGAAAGUUGAAGCUGAGCUAUUUGUAAUUAAAGUUGUAUCACGUGCUAUCGCCAAAGAUGAAGCGAGUGGAGGACUUGUUCGCACAGUUACCAUAAACUCUGAUGGUGCCAUAAAAAAUUCCUAUACACCCGACGACGACGAGGACGACGACGAUGACGACGACGACGACGAGGAUGACGACGAUGACGACGACGAUGACGACGAGGACGACGACGGAGGCGACGAGGAGGAGGAGGAGGAUGACGGCGACGACGGCGACGAGGAGGAGGAGGACAACGGCGACGACGGCCGCCAGCCGACGGCGGACGACGAAGACGACGGCGAUAACGGCGACGACGUUGACGAGGAGGAGGAGGACGACGGCGACGACGGCUGCCAGCCGACGGCGGACGACGAAGACGACGGCGAUGACGGCGACGACGGCGACGAGGAGGAGGAGGAGGAGGACGGCGACGACGGCUGCCAGCCGACGGCGGACGACGAAGACUACGGCGAUGACGGCGGUGACGGCGAUGAGGACGGCGGACGGACGACGGCGGACGACGACAGCGACGAUCUGAAGCCAUAA